Molecule: messenger RNA, 999 nt
Organism: Ceratina calcarata
Lineage: Eukaryota; Metazoa; Arthropoda; Insecta; Hymenoptera; Apidae
Product: nascent polypeptide associated complex protein alpha subunit
Exons: 6
Coding region: 114-758 (214 amino acids)
Cellular component (GO): nascent polypeptide-associated complex
Source: RefSeq, a predicted model, not a curated record
UAAAAUUAUGCCCGUUCAGCUCGUCUGGACACACACACGUGUGAAUCGGUCUCAGUUUACAUGGUAAAAAUAGUGCUCGGUCUCCUACAGAUUAUCGUUCGAGCUCGACAAAUAUGCCGGAAUUAACUGAACUCGACAAAGCUGCAAGCUCUGAACCUACCAAGGUCGAAGCGACAGCUGCAGGAUCUGGAACUGAUUCAGAUUCAGAUGAUACCAUGCCAGAAUUGGACGAUGCAGGAACUGGUGGUACCGUGGGUUUCCCAGGUACGACUGUCACUGGUCUUCCCAUUGAUGUGGUUUCUAAAGCAAAACAGAGUCGAGGAGAAAAAAAGGCCAGGAAGCUUAUGAGCAAGUUAGGUUUGAAACCUGUUCAAGGAGUUAACAGAGUAACUAUUCGUAAAUCAAAGAACAUUCUGUUUGUAAUCAAUAAACCAGAUGUGUUGAAGAAUCCAGCGUCAGAUACUUACAUAGUAUUUGGCGAAGCUAAGAUUGAAGAUCUGAGUCAGCAAGCUCAGGUAGCUGCAGCUGAGAAGUUCAAGGAGCCACCAGUUAUUCCAGCAACUGAAGCUGGUGGUAGUACUACGGUGGUUGCACCUAUACAAGAAGAAUCAGAAGAAGAAGUCGAUGAAACAGGUGUCGAAGAAAAGGACAUCGACUUAGUAAUGUCUCAAGCCAACGUGUCUCGAGGAAAAGCUAUUAAAGCUCUCAAAAACAAUCAGAAUGAUAUCGUCAAUGCUAUUAUGGAAUUAACAAUGUGAUGAAGCUGUUUAGCAGUAGGGUGUGCUACAUCGUAGCUCGCAUUGUGAAAUUAUCUUAUUUUAUCAUCUGCAUCAUCAGGAAAAGACAUCAUCCUUCUUUUUGUCUCAUUACAUUGAAACGAUCAAGCUGGAAUGCCGAGAGUCUGGAUUUCGCCUGACGACCGUAAUGUUCGUCUAAACAAAAAUCCACAUGUAUAUACAUAUUCAUAUGAAAAAAAAAAUAAAUACACUAAGGACACUA